GUCAUCGAAGAGAUGUAGACGCACGGGACGAAAACGUGGGGGCAAACAGGGUCAUGUGGAUGCGCGCUACAGCAUCUUGGAUCAGCGUAAGCAUGAUCGUGCUCAUUUCUGCAAGUACUAGCGUUUUGUUUUUGACCACACCGAGCGCGUGGCGCUUGCUCGGUCACUGCGGGCGUUUGCUGUCCGUGGCACUUUCGUGUACGCUGAUGGCAGCUGAAGUUGUAUUCGAGUUAAUGCUGUUGAGAUGCCUGCAGUUUCUGUUGGUAGGUGCAACACUCCUCGUGGGGCUUGUGCUCGCGUACGAGUUCUUUGAGGCGUGGUUGGAAUACCAACACCGUUCGAAAUCCGUGUCCGGCUACGCGGUCCACAACAGGGGCAGUAGUAACAGGAGUGUGCGGAGGUGGCUGCGCCGUUUCUGGGUCAACACCUGCGACGACCUAUCGCAUUUCCUUUGGUCUUACCGCUAUCGAGUACGGCACUGGGCAUGGACUCGCCAAGACUGGGCUCAGCCACUGAGAGGACCAGCGGCCGCUGAUUGCUUGGGGACAGAAGUCCUCUCAAGGAGGACAUCAUCUUCGCGUCUAGCACGUCGACAGAAGAACAAUAAGACGCACCAAAAAGAUAGAAGAGGAGGCAAGCAGCCCCAUCGACAUCAAGAGGGCCUUGCUCUUUAUCAUCUCUACUUGUCAGAGUCCUGCUCCCUGGGUCCUCGCCGUUGCUUUGUUGCGUUUUUCUGCUGCUUUUUCGGUACCAUGAUGACUGCGGACCUGGGGCGUCCAUCCACUGCCGUUUUCGCAAUUGACAAGAAGCAGCGCCAGCGCCGCAAGGCCAUGCGGAUCACAUCAAAAGCGCAGGCUUUUGAAGAGACUGAAUAUUACAGCGAAGAAGCGGGUUUGGAUACGAAUCCUCAUGGGGGUCGCGAGGUCGCGAGUAUGCUCCAGAAAACUGACAACGCGGCAACCACAGCAGGCCAGAAAAGUACUAAUAGGGUCCUGAAAUUACACGGAUGACUAUUGGCAGGAUUUAGCUUCUAACUUCCACGGCAACAAGUCCUUCUUCGUAUCUUUCUUGUGGUCCUUGCUGUCUCUUUCCAUUUUAACGCAUUCGAUUCUUUUUCGAUAAAGGCCCAUAACAUUAAGUUUAGGAAAGAGGUGAAGAUAUGUCACGAUUUGAAUUUGAAAGAAAUACCAGGGAACGCUUCUUCAUCCUUAUGAACUCCAUAGGUGUUCUCGAAGCUGUGAACGGAGACAGCGGUAAGGGGAACGAAGCCCGACUGGCGGCGACCGCUGCCAAAGGCGCGGCGACUACUGCCAAAGGCGGGAUGGAUAAUGCCAAAACCGCGGUGGACGCUGUUGACGCCGACAAUUCUCAGGCGCAGCAAGGGCUGGCUGAGACCAGUGGGUUGACUAAUGCCGAAAGUUGGUCGACUGAGGCCGAAGGCAUCCUAACUCCAGCAUCCUCCCACUUACAGUCAGCCCCUCCUUCGCAGUCCGCCUCCUUUUCUGCCUCUUCCUCCUCCGCUUCCCCUUCCUCGUCCUCCUCCGCUACCUUAAGGAUGUGUGAUAAGAUAAGAAGAGAGAAUAGAGAGACUUGAUCAAGAAUCUGACUCUGGUACUUCGUGCAGCCACUUAGAUACUAACUCAGCGGGCAGCCCUUUCUUUCUACAUGAUGAUACUAUCCCCCUCCGACUCCUCCCCGUCCUCCUCUACCUCUUCCUCCUCUACCCUUAGACUGCACGACGAGUCACAAGAUCAUCAAGAUCCCGUCUUAUUCUAUGAUCUUACGUGCUAAUACAUUACGAGAUACUAAAUUGUUUACUUCAUCUAAUGAUAGCUGGACAGACGGAAAGUUCUGCGGUCGGAACUGCGGAAAGUUCUGCGUCUGGGACUGCGGAAACUUCUACGGUUGGAACUGCAGAAGACAGGACUACGGCUACUACUGCGAUUGGGGAAACCGUUCCGGAAAAUGAGCCGAAAAGUGGAGGCCCCAGCAGCAUUUUGAGCAUGGGAACCACUGAGAACGAGAAGCUGGCUGUCUUUGUAUUCGCUAUAAUUUGCAUAGCUCUUGUUGCUAUGAGAUAUGCAGGUGUUGGACUGCUGUUGACGUCCCCGAAGGAUUGAGAGUUCUACUUUAUUUUCCAGCCACGAACUAAUGCGAUUUGUGAAGUAUGAGUAUGGCUAUGUAAUUGGGUCUAGAAGGGCGAAA
Amoebophrya sp. A25 is the source of this 2205-nucleotide messenger RNA. Lineage: Eukaryota; Dinophyceae; Syndiniales; Amoebophryaceae. The record is from the annotation of a GenBank genome assembly.